AAUCUGGGAAAAGAGAAACAAAGCUGAUCUGUAAAGCUAAACAGUGAGCAGGAUUAUUCUUCCUACUGGAAUCUGACAGUUUACUGGAUGACUGGAGAGAACACAGCCUUAAAAAGCAACUUUGCUCCUUGAAAAGGAGGAGGAAAAAGAAGACUCUCAUUGAUCAACUUUCAGCCGUGGUAGCAGCGUAGCCCAGCAUUUUAACGGGCAGCUGACAUUCUCGACUCUCGUGUGCCUUCCACUUUGGUGAACUGGUGCUUUAUCACGAGGAGGAAGAAUGUGGCAGAUUGUCUGCUUUGCUCUGAGCUGUGAUCUUGUCUUAGCGGCAGCCUACACCAACUUUCGGAAAAGCAUGGACAGCAUAGGGAAAAGGCAGUAUCAGGUUCAGCAUGGAUCGUGCAGCUACACUUUUCUCCUGCCGGAGAUGGACAACUGCCGCUCCUCUUCCAGCGCCUACGUCUCUAAUGCUGUGCAGAGGGACGCACCACUAGAUUACGAUGAUUCGGUGCAGAGACUGCAAGUACUGGAGAAUAUCAUGGAAAACAACACCCAAUGGCUGAUGAAGCUUGAGAAUUAUAUCCAGGACAACAUGAAGAAGGAAAUGGUAGAGAUGCAACAGAAUGCAGUCCAGAACCAGACAGCUGUGAUGAUAGAAAUCGGAACAAACCUGCUAAAUCAAACAGCGGAACAGACACGGAAAUUGACAGAUGUGGAAGCACAAGUAUUAAAUCAGACAACAAGACUUGAACUUCAGCUUCUUGAACAUUCUCUUUCUACAAGUAAAUUGGAAAGGCAGAUUUUGGAUCAGACCAGUGAAAUAAACAAGUUGCAAGAUAAGAACAGUUUCCUCGAGAAGAAAGUCCUAGAUAUGGAAGACAAGCAUGUAGUCCAACUACAAACAAUAAAAGAGGAGAAAGAUCAACUGCAGGUGUUAGUAUCCAAGCAAAAUUCCGUUAUUGAAGAGCUGGAAAAACAAUUGGUGACUGCCACUGUGAAUAAUUCAGCCCUUCAAAAGCAACAGCAUGAUCUAAUGGAAACAGUUCAUAAUUUAUUGUCUCUGAUGUCAACAAAUUCAGCUAAGACCUCUGCUGUGAAAGAAGAGCAAAUCAUUUUCAGAGACUGUGCUGACGCAUUCAAAUCUGGACUUAAGAAGAGUGGCAUCUACACAUUAACAUUUCCCAAUUCGACACAAGAGAAAAAGGCUUUCUGUGACAUGGAAUCAAGUGGUGGUGGAUGGACAGUUAUUCAGCGACGUGAAGAUGGCAGUGUUGAUUUUCAGAAGAUUUGGAAAGAAUAUAAACUGGGCUUUGGUAAUCCUUCAGGAGAGCACUGGCUAGGAAAUGAGUUUGUUUCCCAACUGACUAACCAGCAGCGCUAUGUGCUGAAAAUACAGCUUAAAGAUUGGGAAGGGAAUGAGGCAUACUCAUUGUAUGAACAUUUCUAUCUCUCAAGUGAAGAACUCAAUUACAGGAUCCACCUUAAAGGACUUACAGGGACAGCCGGCAAAAUAAGCAGUAUAAGCCAACCAGGAAAUGAUUUUAGUACGAAGGAUGCAGACAAUGACAAAUGUAUCUGCAAAUGUUCACAAAUGCUAACAGGAGGCUGGUGGUUUGAUGCAUGUGGUCCUUCCAACUUGAACGGAAUGUACUAUCCACAAAAGCAGAACACAAAUAAAUUCAAUGGUAUUAAGUGGUACUACUGGAAAGGAUCAGGCUACUCGCUCAAGGGUACAACCAUGAUGAUCCGACCGGCAGAUUUCUAAAUGCUCAUGCCCAUCGAAUGCUUGGUGCAUUGUACUGUUUUCAAAGACUUAUCCCAAAGCACUGAGAGACUCAACCAAAGGCUUUCUCCUUUUUCCACCUCACACCACCUGCUUUUGGGGGCUGAAGGAACCAAGAGCUCCAAAUGGGAUGCAGGAAUCUCCCUCACUCAAACCAGCACCACUGAACAUAUCAAAGCACAACCCAAACAAAGAGGCCUGCCUGCUAUCUGGAUUUGGUCAAACUCCUGUGUGGAAAGUAAAUUUAAGGUUGAGAAUCAGACUGCCAAUCGACACAUCCUGUUAUUGCAACCAAGAAACAUGUGAGUUUAUCAGUAAAUAACUGGAAAACAGAACACUUAUGUAAUAUAGUACAGGUCAUCUUGGAAAUGCAUUCUUCUAAGCACUGUUUAUAGAUUGUGUAAAUACACACACACGUCCUGAAUUCAGUACUAAAUUCUCAUAACUAAAAUGGAGAAGAAAAUAUGUAAAAUUCUGUAAGCAAUAAAAAUGUAUACAGUAUUCAGAGAUAGUCAAAGAAAUAGUGGUUAGCAUUGUAACAUUUGGGGAAGGAAAAACAUAGUUAUUGCAUUUCAAUUCGUAUUAGGUGCUUGAAACUUUUAUGUUGAAAAAUCGUAUAGCUACAUAUGUGUUGACAACUGAAGGAGUUUAUAUGGUAAAAACUUCCAGGGCCCUACACUAACCAAUAGAAAUCUGUGUCAGUCUAGUUUAUAUGAAGAUUGUACUAUUUUUUUUCUACCUGGUUGUUAAAUAUAAUGGUAUUUUUAGUAAUUAAAUAUAACUUAUUAGGUGAA
This is a messenger RNA of Echinops telfairi (small Madagascar hedgehog), 2574 nucleotides long. It is a transcript of the gene ANGPT2, whose product is annotated as angiopoietin 2. Bases 278 to 1762 code for a protein of 494 amino acids. The record is from RefSeq and is a predicted model, not a curated record. NCBI's taxonomy places the organism in Eukaryota, Metazoa, Chordata, Mammalia, Afrosoricida, Tenrecidae. Gene Ontology annotation, molecular function: receptor tyrosine kinase binding. The transcript is spliced from 9 exons. Gene Ontology annotation, biological process: Tie signaling pathway; angiogenesis.